This is a messenger RNA of Vombatus ursinus (common wombat), 3826 nucleotides long. RefSeq names its product cilia and flagella associated protein 97 (gene CFAP97). Bases 125 to 1744 code for a protein of 539 amino acids. The record is from RefSeq and is a predicted model, not a curated record. Lineage: Eukaryota; Metazoa; Chordata; Mammalia; Diprotodontia; Vombatidae. The transcript is spliced from 5 exons. Gene Ontology annotation, biological process: spermatogenesis.
GAGGGUGGCGGCGGCGGCUACGGCCUCUUCUGCGGUGGCUCCUCCGUGGGUACCCUUCUCGCCGGGCGCUGCUGCCGUUCUCUUUCAGCCGUCCCUCGGGCUUCGGCGGAAUAUUUUUGCUAUUAUGGACCAGUAUGGAGAUAUGUCAGAGGGUGAAGUAGACCAUUCUUUCUUUGAUAGCGAUUUUGAUGGAGAGGAAAAGAAAUGUGGAAGCAGUAUUUCACCAGUUGACAAGCAGUAUGACAAACAUGGAAAAAGAGAAGCAGAUGUGGAAAAUUUAGAUUUUAAAUUGGGUGUACUUACAAAGGAAGAUCAUCUUAUUGAGAAGAGAAAUGAAAGGAAAGAGAAUACAUCAUCAGAACAUCACUCCUUAGAAAACUGUACUGGAAAAUCUUCAUCCUCAGCAUGUUCGGGAUCAAAGAAUAUAUAUAAUACUUCAACAACUGGAAAAAUACAUUUGGCCAUUCCAUCUAGAAUCCCCAAAAUAGUAAGAGAAGGAGAAGAUGAUUACUAUACAGAUGGAGAAGAGAGCAGUGAUGAUGGGAAAAGACGUCGUAUCAGACCCAAGUCAGCUAAACCAUCUAAUAGUUUUAAAAAGUGCACAAGUAAAAAAUAUAACAAAAUCAGUUCUUCUUCCUCCUCUUCUUCCUCUUCAUCUUCCUCUUCUUCCUCCACCUCGUCAUCUUCCUCAUCUUCUACAAGUACAGAUACAGAUUGUUCAGCUACAGAAUCUGAUAUCUGCCUCUCUGAUUCACCUCAAUCGUCUUCAAAGAAAAGUGCAUCUGAUUUAGCUCUGCUGUCACCAAAACAAAAAUGCAAAUCAGAAAAGUCAACAGAAGCACCAUCCAUAAAUUCUAAGCCAAAACUUGGUGAAUUCACCGAGGAAUCUGAAGAUACUGUGACUGAUGUGACUCCUUUAUCAACUCCAGACAUCAGUCCUAUUCAGUCAUUUGAACUGACUGCAUCAAAUGAUCAGAAAACAAAAGUAAAAAGGCAAGAAAAUGUGAGACAAGAAACAUUUGGAAAUUUCGAAGACUCAAAGUAUAAUUCAAAAUAUCUGAAAUCAGCCAGAGUAGGGAAAGAAAAAAAUGGACCCAAUCUCACCUCUAAAUCAUCUUCGGUAGAAUCCAACUUGGACAACAGAUAUAAACAAAAAGUCUUACAUGACACACUGGACCUGAAUCAGCUUUUGAAAGCUUUCUUGCAGUUAGACAAAAAAGAACAGCAAAAAUUUGCUAUUGAUCGACCUUCUCCAGCACCUAAGAAAAACUACUCUUUUACAAAGGAGGAGGUAAGACAGAUUGAUCGGGAAAAUCAAAGGUUGCUAAAAGAACUAUCCAAACAGGCUGAAAAACCAAGAGUUAAGAGUACCAUUCCUAGGAAACCUGUUGUUCCACCACCGAAGUUGUACCACAGUGCUCUCAACAGACAGAAGGAACAGCAAAGGAUUGAGAGAGAGAACUUGGCUUUAUUGAAAAGACUUGAGGCCGUGAAGCCAACAGUUGGUAUGAAACGCACAGAACAACUGAUGGACUAUCAUCGCCAUAUGGGCUACCUAAAUGCAUCCCCAGUCUCCAGACGAGUGAAAUCUACUUUUAGUCAAAUUAGUCCACUAAGAGGAGCCUCCAGGUCAUCUAGUGCUACAAGUGCACUUAGCCGGAAGAGUGAGAGAUCACUUUCUGAUGCAUCCAGUGGCCCUCUGCUGAGACCUAAACCCCCUAAUGUUCGUACUGCUUGGUUGUAAAAGAAAACCAGACAUUUUAUUUUGAACAUUGUUAUUCAGAUUUCUAUUGAAGUGCUCUUGUAGAUUACUGUAAUUCUGUGUGCAAAAGUCUGUAAUCCUAUUUUAAGUGAUUAAAAUAUACAGCAUUGUGUUUUAAUUUAUUGUAACUUGAUGCAAUAUUUACUUUCCAAAGGACAGUUUCAUGUCAAAUCAGUGUUUCCUGUGUGGAUGUAUUUAUCUGAGAUGUGUAUAUAUGCAUACACACACACACACACACACACAUUUAAUACAGGAAUAGUAGUGUACAUGUAAAUUUUCUUAUCAUAUUAACAAAACUCAUUGUCAUGCUGGAAGAAUGGUGAUAUUGCUAUAUUUUGGACCCAGGAUUUUUAGCUAUUUAGUUCUCAUUUUUUCCAGUAAACUUUAAACCAUGAGCUUAGCUCCUAAAUUUACUUAUUCCAUUUUUCUGUCUGCUUCAAGAUGUUAAUAUGAGUGUGAUUUAUGGCUUGAAUUUAUAAUUGCAGCAUUUUCUAGGUGAUGGUUUUCAUUAAGAAACAUAUACUGAAAUUUUCUUUCUUUUUUUUUUUUCUCAGAUGGAGCUGUUAAGUUGGUCUGAGAAUUAUGGGUAGAAUGAUAGACACUUACAGUGGGACCAUCCUAUUAGUCAACUUGAUUCUUUUUAGGUACCCUGAGUUAGAUCUUAAAACUUUGAUCUAUUCCUCUUCCCUCUGAACUGUGAACAAACAUCAGAGAGUACAGAGUAUAAACUCUUCUUCCACCUUUUUGCACCUUUUCCAGUUGAGUAGUGAUAUUGCUAAUGAGGGAAUGAGGGAGAGUUUGGAAUUCGAUUCUUCUGCUUUUGUGGCACUCUUUAAAGGCCAAAUUGGCAUCCACAUUAGUCUUAUAUAACAAGCAGCAAAGCAGGUAUUUUUUUUUGAUUAGCAAUAAAAUGGCAUUGACAUUAUGAAAGGCUAAGGAGCAGAUCCUGAGGCAUCAGACCAAUCUAUUUUAGGAAGCAACAUUAUUAGUAUGUUAUGUUCUUAUUUAUUAUUAAAUGAAUUAAGGAAGAACUUGGUAAAGGACUCUACAUUUUAUAGUAGCCCUUGAUGUUGCUGCUAGUACUUUAUAGGGUAUGAGGAAUAGUGCUAUAUAAAUCCUUGUUCUUAAGUGUUAGUGCUUUUUUUUUUUGUUUUUUUUUGUUUUGGGGCCAUACCCUGGAGUUGUAAUUUUUGUCAAGCUUUUAUUUAAUAGUGCAAAUUGUCUUAACAUUGGUAGUGAAAAAUGGGUUUUAAUAUAGGUAUAGGUAAUAAAAGGUAGAUUGUAAUUAGAAACUUUUUCUGUCCUUAUUUAAAGGCUUUUCUUUAAUAAGAUAAAAUGCAAUGCUGCUGUUAUUGUUAUUAUUCUGUUUCUCUACUUGCCUUCUCAGCCUCUCUGCAGAAUGAUUGGGAGGGUUCUGUGUUAAAUGCCAAAUCUGUUUUUGAGAGAGUUGUGAUCCGUGGCCACAAAAAUAAGGAAGUUGAUUUUUAUUCUCCAGUUUUAGCUCUUGCUGUAUUUUGAAAUGUACUACAUAUGGUCAACAAGACAAGUUAAUUUCUUCAGCACUCUAGGCAGUAAGACAAACUAUGUUAUUUUAAACAUUGAUUCUGAAUUUUCUGACUUGUGUAUCAAUUCAUAUCCUUAGCAUCUAUUAACAGUUUGUUUAAGUUUUGUGGGGAGGGAAGGGGUGGUGGGUGGGUUCAGGGUUUAAACAGUGAUAUGAAGACAAACUGGCUCUGAGAUUAUCCUGUUUCUUUCAUGGGGGAUGUAAUGUUCAUUGGAUGCUGCUAUCAUAAUUAUUUAAUGUGCUGCUCUGGUGAUCAAACUAUUUUGCCAUUUAAUACUUUGCUUAUAAAAUGAGAUGCAGCUGUAUGUAAUACCAAGAUCACAUUUUAAAUUUGCACUUUUAAUGUUUGUAUACCAACUUUCUUUGGGGGGAAAUAAGAUAGGCUGAAUUUUUACAGCAUGUUGGACAUUCAGUAAUAAAAAUUGUCAGUUUUUGUAUGUUGCUUUUGCAAGUUGUAAGGGGAAGGGAAAUUAAUAUAAAGUCUAUUAUGUUCAUAACUA